AUGAAACUAUACACAUUCCUGCAAUGCAUUGCUAUUUCGGCUUGGGCUAUCUCGCCAGACAAUGCCGCUACCAAGGCCUACAAGACACGCCGCAAGCUUUCCAAAGACCCAGAUUGGCCAAACCGUGAAACAUGGGAGGCAGCACUGGCAGGUGCGACACCGAUCCAGCAGAACUCUACGAUUCCUCUCCCGGAUUAUCGAUUCCGUGCACACUCUAUCAAAGACGUCCAGGCUGCCGUACGGUUUGCUACCGAACACAACGUCCGCCUCGCUGUUAUCACCACAGGGCAUGACCAGCUUGGCCGCAGCGACGCUGGGUCAGGUCUUCUACUCGAUCUGUCCUUUCUGAGAGGCAUUAAGGUUCGCGAAUCUUUUACUUCGACUGAGAGUGGUACAGACAGGCUUGACCACACGGAGGAGCGCAAUGUAAUCACUCCACUUCCGGGGGUUCAAGCUGCUGCUACGUUUGGGCCGGCGGCAGCUGGGCUCUAUCUCAACUACGCACUCGAUUCCUCAGGCCUUUUCACCGUGAGUGGAGCUGCAGCUACCGUGGCUAUAGCUGGAGGAUGGGGCCAGAAUGGCGGCUACGGGCCGCUCACCCCUCAAUACGGGCUCGGCGUCGACCAGUGGCUGGAAGUUAAAGUGGUUACACCUGACGGACGGCUUCGUAUCGCAAAUGACAAAAUAAACAGUGAUCUCUUCUGGGCUAUACGUGGCGGUGGCGGCAGUCCAAACUCGACUGACUAUGAAACUGGUCGGACACCAGUGAGUGAAGCUAUGGAGUACCUAUUUUCUGAGCUGCCAAGUCUUCAAGAGAAGGGCGUCACGGCUUACAUUUACGCCUCGCCGAGCAGCGUUCGAUGUUACGCUAUUCAUCCAGCAGACCGUUCUGGCGUGGCGAAUGCGAACGCCGUGUGGGGUCCGAUCUUGUCUAAAAUGCAGGCAUUCCCCGGUAUGAAACCUUUUCAGUCGCGGCCUUAUGACUUUGUCGACUACAAGGACCUCUUUGACACGACUUACGGCCCGCUUCCAAACCCAGGAGAUGAGCCCGCCCCGCCUUACAAUCGCGGCAUCGUCCCCUUUGACAGUCGGUUACUCGGCGCCGAGCACUUCCGCAGUCCCAACAUAACCUUUGCGCUACGUGAAACCGGAGGCUACUAUGGUAUUCUGGUUUGCUCGCCCGGCGGUAGAUUCGGGGAUGGAUCUGAGACGUCAAACAACCCCGGAUGGCGGAGAGCUGUCGCACUCGUCGUUGGCUUUAAGACGAACACCACCAACGUGAACGGGCUCCGGGCUCUUGCUCCUGAUAUGGGCACAUAUAUCAACGAGGCGAGUACAGGACAGGAGAACUGGGCUUCGGCAUUCUGGGGCAUAAACUACGCGCGCCUGUCUGAGAUUAAAUUUGAGAUCGACCCGAAUAUGACGUUCUGGACCAGUCCCGGAAUCCAUGCCGACCGCAUGGAAGUGGUCGAUGGGCGUGCUUGUCUCAUUGAACCCCCAUCCGAGGGAACGUCUUUAUCCCUCCACCAACCGACAGACAUAUUAUCGCGGACCUAG
Clonostachys rhizophaga is the source of this 1557-nucleotide messenger RNA. The record is from the annotation of a GenBank genome assembly. NCBI's taxonomy places the organism in Eukaryota, Fungi, Ascomycota, Sordariomycetes, Hypocreales, Bionectriaceae.